GCGUAACUCUGGCGACAAAUAGAAAAGCACUGAGGCGUUUCAUUAUUUUACCAUGCAUACAUUAUGAGCACCAGAAUUAUAUUAAAAUGAACCUUUCGGCAAUCAUAGCGAUUGCUGAGUGUAUCAAACCCUUCAGUCGUUAAAAUGCGGCUGGUUCUCGCCUUAUUCUCCAUUGCUGUUAUUGGCAUCGGUAACUCUUUUCAAAAGGUUUACAGUGACGCUGAGUAUCUUGAAGACAAAUGUACGAUACAUUCAACUGAUGAUUACCAUACGAGAGUGGAUAUUGAUCGCAAGAAGUUUAACUCGAAAGGUAUGCCACCUCGUUAACAAAUUGCUUGUGAUAUAUCCGAUCGACAGGAAUUACUGCAUAGUAGUUAAACAUAAUAUCAGUGUCAUGGUUACUGAUAUAAAAGUAACCCAAACUCGAUCAGAAUACAGAAUUCCCUUUACCGAUGCUACAUCAACAAAGGAUUAUAUUUGCACUUUAGAUCAUCUUCCGCUGCAAACAUUUCACCUUUGAAUUAAGUCACUUGAAUUUUAAACCUACCAUCCACAUAUCAAGGAUGUUCAACAGCUUCACAUGGACAUGCAAUUUGCUUAUGAGUCUAGAGAAUGUUUUCCGGUAAAUAAAACCUGAUGUAAUGACAUAGCUGCAUUAACCAAGAGACUCACAUAAAUCAGUGGAAAAGAACAUCCGAAGCAGUAAGCCGACUCUGAGCGGAAUUUCGUCGAUUUGACAUCUGUUGGGACACUCAGAAUUAUUUUUUCCCAAGUACUGAUGUUCGCGUAAAUGGAAAAAAUAUUACAACAGUAGGUUAGCUAUUAUGAGUUACUGCUGUCUGUAACAGCCUUUCAGCCCCUUUACUAUUGACAUUGCAAUCCCCUUGCAAUUAAAUUUUAGGAAUAGUAUCCUAUAAUUCCUAAUUUACAUAUUUUUUUCAGCCUGUGGAGCUGUUGUCAUAUGUCGUCCAAAGGAAAUGUUGAUAUCUCUUCCCAAGGCCUUGCUAGCCAGAGUUGCCCGAGAGGACCUCCGCCUGCUGGACUCUAACUGCACAGCAACAGAAAGUACCACACACUUUGUUCUUACAACAUCUCUGAUUGGAUGCGGCACAUUUAAUAGACACACUGACAGCAGUAUAAUAUACAGCAAUAAGGUUCGACAAGUGUACUCUGAGACUGCGAUCAUAACACGGUCUCCAGAAAUUCAGAUUUCUUUCAGCUGCCAUUAUGCUAGAUACGGAUUAGUGUCAACCGGUGCAAUCCGUGGUAAGGACACAGAAGACAAUUUUGAACCUGAAGAUGAUCGUUGUUGGAAAAACAGGUAACAUUGGGCAGUAAAAGCAGUCUAUGUUCGACCUUGGCUCCAAGUGGUUAGCUGCGAUGGGUUUCAAAUCUUGACGUCCCACCAAAUUUAGGCACCCCUCUGCUUCUUAACCCUUUGCACCUUAACAUCAAUAUCCAAAUUCUCCCUACUCAGGCUGUUCUUUAUACAUUUCCAAAGGUGCUGAAAGAACUGAGAAUUUGUUUAACAAUCAAGAGUUUUUACAGUGGGUGAUCGUUUCCUUUACUCUCAUAGCCUUAAUGUGUGAUCCAGGGGUGAUAUUGUAGGAGAAAUUAGAUGCUGGUCAAUCUUAGGGGUCAUAGGAGGAAGGGGGGGAUGGAUAAUGUGUAUUUCCUAUGUUUGUUUCUUUGUCUUUCACAUGAAAAUUCUUUCGGCAGCUCCUUUGCACUGCAAACAACUUUCUUUAUCAUUUUGGUGGAGGGGGAAUCUUUUUCAAUUGUUUCUUCAAAACAAGAUAAGAUGUUGCUUCAAUUUUUUAGUAAUUGCUGAAGAUUCUGAUUUCUUUGCAACAUUCCUUUGAAAAUUUAAUCCGUGGUAUAUUAAACCUGAUGAUGAAUGAAAAAAAAUGACUAUCAUAAAAAUAUUGCCUUCACCCCGUAUUGAUGUCGUCGUCUCAUAAAGAGACAUCACUACAAUUUCUGACUCUUAAUUCUCUUAUUCUUUCCUUUUUUCCCCCAGGUUUCUUUUGUAUCGUCGUUUUCCAUCGUGUCCUGUUGAAUCUACUGACAGGACCAUUGAAACAAGACUAAAGCCAUGAAUAACAACGUCAAUAACAGAGGACACAGACGCGACAACAAUGAAGAAAAGCCCGCACAUGAUCGUUCCUUACAAUUCGAUGUCCUGAUGCAAUCUAUGAAAUAAGUGCGUGAACAUCGAAAUAUACUUAGGUGAAAAAAUAAUUAAGCAAUAGUUGUUUAAGAUAAUCAGUCGACGAGCAACGCGGUAGUUUCUAAGUGGAACGUGUUAAUAGCCAGAGUUUGUUCCUGUGUCAUUGCCGUUUAUUUGCUGUAGAUAGGCCAGAAAGAAACGCCGAGCGAGUUAAUCGUUUCCCCUAAACAUCGGUAAGCAUAUGUUCCACACUGUUCUCUAUACAUUUCCUAUCUGUCGAGAGCUCCUUCAGUUGGUGUUCAUUUACUUUAUUCUCGAGACCUUAAUGUGUGAUGCAGGGGUUACAUUGUAAGGAGAAAUUAAGUUCUAGUCACUCUUAAUGAUCA
Messenger RNA from Pocillopora meandrina, 2556 nucleotides. Lineage: Eukaryota; Metazoa; Cnidaria; Anthozoa; Scleractinia; Pocilloporidae. The record is from the annotation of a GenBank genome assembly.